AUGACGUGCAUCAUUGUUCGCUUCAAAAAUCUCAAAGGAUUAGUGAAAGAGGCAAUGGCUCGCAGCUCAGACCAACCGGAGCAAAUCCGUGAGACUGAGUCUCGCAAACGCGCACCCGUUGACAGUCAUCAGAGCAAUGGGGACGCUCCAAAUGGUCACGAGUCUGUUGAUUCAGCAAAAUCCUCGGAAGUGGUACAGGCCAAACGACCAAAACACGAUUCCAGUGAGUCAUCUCUGACCACCGUGGUCAGUAAUGGAAGUUCGGCCUAA
This is a messenger RNA of Echinostoma caproni, 270 nucleotides long. NCBI's taxonomy places the organism in Eukaryota, Metazoa, Platyhelminthes, Trematoda, Plagiorchiida, Echinostomatidae. The record is from the annotation of a GenBank genome assembly.